GGGCGGUUGGGGGCGGGGCCUGUGGGAGCUGGAGGCUGUUAUAAAGGCCGCCCCGCAGCCUCGACUGCAGACGAGACCGCCGCGCAGCAGCUACACAGCCUCCUUGCUACCGACCUGCAUAGACCUCCGUAGCAGAAAUGGCCAGAUCCUACGUGUUCCUCACAGCAGCCCUCUGCCUGUUGCUCGCGUGCGCCCGCGCAGCCCCGGCGCAGCUGUGUGCGGGCGCGGCGGAGGACGACCCGCGCGCCGCUCGCUUCUGUCAGGCGUUGAAUACGUUCCUGGAGCUGUAUGCCGAGGCGGCUGGCGAGCAGGUGCCGGAGUAUCAAGCUCUAGUCCGCGACUACCCUCAACUCCUGGACUCCGGCAUGAAGCGUCAGGACGUGGUGCACAGCUUCCUGCGCUUCGGGCGCCGCCGCUGACCUGCGCGCCCCCACCGCCCCCGCCACUGAACACCACUUGACCCCACUUUACCCUACCGGCGGCUAGCGCGCUCGGACAUCCUGUAGAUAUGGAGCGUUAGUGAAAUCGACACGUUUUUGAUUUGUGAUUUGUUUCUGAAUCAGGGUUUUUAUGCGUUGUGGGAGUAAGAUGAGGAUGAUUUUGAUUUGUUUUUUUAAUGUUUUGUUGAGUUACGAACUUUAUUAUGGGAUGUCCGAGUGUAGCUCUUACUGUUCUUACUGAAAUGGUUUAGAGACGGGAUUCACGCAACGAUGUUAAGUUUAAUUUGCGAUCUUCGUCCAAAACAUAUACUUAACUAAAUUACGUAAAGGUUUUUAAAGUUCCUUAAAUGUAAGACUAACUAUAAGUUGCAAUGUUAUUAAUGGACGGUAAACUGCGGAUUGAUCGUAUUUAGACAAGAAAGUAUGAUCUUUAUAAAUACGAUCAAUAAUUUAGGUAUCUAUGUAAAUUUAAUUAAAUGCAGACAUCAAACUCUCUCUCCAAAUUUAAUAUUUAGAUAUUGAAUUUUAGUAAGAUUGUACUUAAAAAAGUAUUAUUAGUCAUAAAUGUAUGUAAUUAUUAUCAAAAUAUUGUUGUCAACAUUUUUGGUCGCUUUUAAGUUUAUAAUUAUUAAAUAAAUUAUUGUAAGGUUUAAGAAAUAAAUAUUUAUUGACAAGC
Molecule: messenger RNA, 1116 nt
Organism: Plutella xylostella (diamondback moth)
Lineage: Eukaryota; Metazoa; Arthropoda; Insecta; Lepidoptera; Plutellidae
Gene: MS
Product: myosuppressin
Source: RefSeq, a predicted model, not a curated record